AUGAAACCACUUCGAUAUUGUGUUCUCGCUCUAUGGACCCUGGGCCUCAACUAUGGUCUCUGUUCCAGCCCUCAAGCGGUGACCUGGUCCGACAAGAAGUUUGGGCCGGAUGGUCCUUGGCAGGCUGUGAUUGUGGAUAUCGGAAGCAACAGCUCGGAUUUUGUGAUUCCUUCGGAGAACAAUAGUCGAAUCGCGCUAUAUCCCGGUGGGAGUUGGGAUAGUAAGAUUCUGUUGACCCAGAUCUGCGAUAACAAGACCUUAUCCUCUGUUUGCUACGCAGACAAAGCUGGGCGUUUUGAUGGCGACGCGUCUGUGUCCUUUGACAACAAAACCGUUUCGAUGCUUCCAUUUCCUGGAAACGGUCCAUGUGGAGACCUUUCAUGGGGAGCUGCCGAUGCCAUUCCCGUUCGUGCCAACGCCAAACGAGCCAGAGACUGGAUUACUAUUGGUGGUACUUCGAUUCCUGAUGUUGACUUGGUCUCCAUUUCCGCGGGCUGGCGGACCUAUCCGGGUGGACAAGCGUACCCUCUGGAGGUUGGAACGCUUUCGCUCGGGGCUCCUGAUAUCAACCAGACCUUUGGUGCCCAGAUUAAGAUCAACAUGACCUUUGUCACCAGCUAUCUCUACGAGCGUCAAGGUUCCAAGGGUAUACCAUCAUACUCCUACGGCAUGCACAUCGGAUCCGCCUCGUUGGGCAUUCCCGGGUCUUUACAUCUGGGAGGCUAUGAUCGAAAUCGAAUCAUUGGAGAUAUAUCCGCUCAGCCAUUUGAUGGAGGCAACGUCCCCAUUCAGAUGAAUGAUAUCGGCAUUGGCGUGGAAGAGGGCGGAUCACCUUGGAGCUUCGCCAGCAAAACAGAUCUUUUGGCACAGGGGAAUUCUUCCCUAGCUUGCAAAAUCACCGAAGACAACGAGCCCUUUCAUAAAAUCCAUGAAUAUUUUCAAUUUGAGUUAUCCAACAUGCAUUCAUCGUCUUCCGGUCUCAGGGUUGGAAAUGAGUCACUCAAAUGCCCCAGAGAGUCUCGACGCUCUGCCCUUAGAUGA
This is a messenger RNA of Penicillium alfredii, 1041 nucleotides long. RefSeq lists its product as uncharacterized. The coding region runs from base 1 to 1041 and encodes 346 amino acids. Lineage: Eukaryota; Fungi; Ascomycota; Eurotiomycetes; Eurotiales; Aspergillaceae. The transcript has a single exon. The record is from RefSeq and is a predicted model, not a curated record.